GCAAGGAGAGAAGGAGACGGGACCGGAGAGGCAGGCUUUUCCUUUUCUGGUAUUUCAAGUCGCUGAAAGAACAAGCAGGAAUUCUUUGUGGUGCCGAGGGGCUGAGAUAUAAACCAGGCUGUAGAGGUUUAUAUACGAAAGGGAAACACGGACGUCCAUGGACUUAACUCCAGCUACUGCUACGUGAGAGAAAGUGUGGAGAAUCUUUCUGGGCAUCAUGGACGAUGACUUUGAACGCCGCAUGGAGCAGAGGAGGCUGAGGAGGGAGCAGAUGCGCGUCGACACUGACAAGGAGGGCUACGCCAACGACGAUGAGGAGGAAGCGCGGGAGCAAAGGAGACGCGCGAGGGAGGAGAGGAAGAAGAUGAGGGACUCGGACGAGCCUGGAACCACCGACGUGAUCAACACAAACAGUGUGGAGACAACCGGCGGUGAAGGGGCAGAUGAUGACCAGGCCCUGCUGGAGCGGCUGGCCAAGCGGGAGGAACGCCGGCAGAAGAGAAUGAAGGAGGCCCUGGAGAGGCAGAAGGAGCUGGACCAAACCGCCAGCACCAACGGCACAGACAGCGCGUCGGAGGAGCAGCCCUCCCUCAGACAGCGAGACACCGGGGACCAGGAGGAGGAGGAGGAGGAGGAGGAGAAGCCAGCCCAAGAGGAGGUGGCAGACGCUGAUACUAACUGCUGGACUAAAGAGGAAGAAGACAAAAAGGAAGAUGAGAAGCAGGAAUACGUUGAGGCAUCGAGAACAGACCGCUUAAGAAAUGAGGAGCAGAUCGAGGAGAACGCGGCCGCAACAGAAGAGUUUGAGAAGCCCGAUGUGGAAAAGAACGAUGCUGAAGAAGAGGCCGUUCCCGACGAUGACGAGGAGGAAGAAAAGCGGAAGAGGAAAGAAGAAGAAGAAAGGCAGCAAACAGAAAUGGAUGAAAGGCUGAGGGCAGAGGAGGAAGAAAGACAGAAAAGGGAAACAGAAGAAAAGCUCAAGAAAGGGGAAGAAGAACGGCAGCUGAAAGAGGAGGAGGAAAUGAAGAAAAGGGGAGAGGAAGAAAAACAACAAAAGGAAAUGGAGGAUAGACUGAGAAAAGAAGAGGAAGAAAAACAGAAAAGGGAUGAGGAGGAAAAAAUGAAAAAAGAAGAGGAGGCCAAACAAAAAAGGUUGAUGGAAGAGAAACAGAAGAAAGAGGAGGAGGACAAACGAAAAAAGGAGAUCGAGCAAAAGAAGAAGAAAGAAGAGGAAGAAAAACGCCAGAAAGAGCUGGAGGAGAAGAAGAAAAAGGAGGAGGAGGAAAAGCAGCAGCAGCAGAAGAAGAAAAAAGAACUGGAAGAGAAGAAGAAGAAAGAAGAAGAGGAAAAGCGUAAAAAGAGGGAGAUAGAAGAGAAGACCAAGAAAGAGGAGGAGGACAAGACCAAAAGAUUUGGUUUUAAGGAAAAGAAUGAACCGACCAAACAGAACGGCGGACUGUUUGAGAACAAACUGAAGAAAACAGAGAAGACGUCGAGGUAAAGUCGUCGUUUUCACCCCAUCGGUAUCUUUUGAGCAAAACAAAGCA
Molecule: messenger RNA, 1547 nt
Organism: Pungitius pungitius (ninespine stickleback)
Lineage: Eukaryota; Metazoa; Chordata; Actinopteri; Perciformes; Gasterosteidae
Gene: cald1b
Product: caldesmon 1b
Exons: 8
Coding region: 218-1501 (427 amino acids)
Source: RefSeq, a predicted model, not a curated record